AUGCCGCCCAAACUCGAUAUAAACAAGGCUGGAUGGGAGCAGAGCGAGUUCCCUAUCCUCUGCGAAACAUGUCUUGGCGACAACGCGUUUGUUCGAAUGUCGAAGCAAGAGUUCGGACGGUCGUGCGGUACGUGCGCUCGGCCAUUCACAGUUUUCAGAUGGAACCCCGGAACUGGCAUGCGCUUCAAGACGACCGUCAUCUGCCAAACCUGUGCGAAAAUCAAGAACGUCUGCCAGACGUGUCUGCUUGACCUAGAGUAUGGCCUGCCCACCCAAGUUCGAGAUACCGCAUUGGCACUAGAGAAUGAGGCUCCCACGAGCGACAUAAAUAGGGAAUAUUAUGCUCAGAAUAUGGAGGGGAAAUUGGAAGGAAACAAGUCAUUGCUGGACUCGGCGAGGGCACAGUCUGCGGGCAAGGAGAUGCUCAAACAGCUAGCAAGGACGGAUCCUUACUACAAGCGCAAUCGACCACACGUCUGUUCCUUCUUUGUAAAGGGCGAGUGUAAGCGUGGAGACGAGUGUCCGUACAGGCAUGAAAAGCCUGUCGAAAACGAGCUGUCAAAGCAGAACAUACAGGAUCGGUACUAUGGUCGCAACGAUGCAGUCGCAAAGAAGAUCCUGCUCACACAUGCGUCAAGUAUGGGACUUCAGCCUCCAGACGAUCAGUCGGUGACGUCACUGUUCAUUUCUUCUUUGCCCGUGACCGCUACCGAACAAAGUAUUCGUACACGCCGCGAUUUUGUCUCCAUUUCUCUUCACUGCAACUCUGAGACUGCCACCGUGCCUAGAUGCGCGUUUGUCAACUUCAGAGAUCGGCCUUCAGCUGAAUUAGCAGCUCAGGCAUGGGCCAACGGCCUUGAUAUCGAGGGUGAACGAGUCAGCGUUCGAUGGGGAAGGAGCAAGAAUAGCGCUGCGAGCAGUUCGAAGCCCCCAGUCGCAGCCCCCAAGGCCGCCGCUUCCUCAUGA
Molecule: messenger RNA, 966 nt
Organism: Gloeophyllum trabeum ATCC 11539
Lineage: Eukaryota; Fungi; Basidiomycota; Agaricomycetes; Gloeophyllales; Gloeophyllaceae
Exons: 7
Coding region: 1-966 (321 amino acids)
Cellular component (GO): Prp19 complex; U2-type catalytic step 1 spliceosome; U2-type catalytic step 2 spliceosome
Molecular function (GO): U6 snRNA binding; metal ion binding; pre-mRNA binding
Source: RefSeq, a predicted model, not a curated record